Messenger RNA from Apis florea (little honeybee), 2405 nucleotides. Its product is annotated as N-alpha-acetyltransferase 30. Gene Ontology annotation, molecular function: protein-N-terminal amino-acid acetyltransferase activity. The record is from RefSeq and is a predicted model, not a curated record. NCBI's taxonomy places the organism in Eukaryota, Metazoa, Arthropoda, Insecta, Hymenoptera, Apidae. Gene Ontology annotation, biological process: N-terminal peptidyl-methionine acetylation. Gene Ontology annotation, cellular component: NatC complex.
CAAUAUGGUGUCCAUCGGUUGAAGGGCUACGUUAGAAUUUUAUAUUUGAAAAUAACAUUAACAGCACGAAAAUUGUUUAACUCAUCAUAAUUAUGAAAAUUCGAUUGAAAAAUUGAUAUGACAUCUAAAAGCCUUAAUGUCACAGCAAUAUAUUAUAUAAAAACGAAAAAAUUAUCAUCUUUAAAAUUCUUUUCUCAAAUUGUAUCUUGUGAAUAGAAAUUCCGAUAUUUGAAAAAAAGAAAUAUCGAAAAAAUUAAAAUGGAAAAGAUAAACGUAGAAAGUGUUACAGAUGGAAAUGAAUCAGAAGGUGAACAAAAUAGCAUCGAAGAAAAGAAUGAAAACUCUUUGACAGAUAUUGCUACAUUAGAUAUUACAUCUCGACUUAGUUUAAAGACAACUGAAAUAUAUGGAGAAUCACAUAGAAAUGGAAUAUCUCGAGUCAAUGGAAUUUGUAAUUCUCCUGAAAGAAUUACUAGCAUGACUAAUCUUACACAACCUGAAACUACUCAGUUAAAUCAAUAUGGUACAUUACCAGGGACAUUAUCGUUGGAAAGUAGAGGUAAUGAUAUAAAGUAUGUUAGUUACACAAGUGAAUUACAAAUGCCUGAUAUUAUGAAGUUAAUACAAAAGGACCUAAGUGAACCAUAUUCUAUUUACACAUAUAGAUAUUUCAUUUAUAAUUGGCCAAAAUUAUGUUUUCUGGCGAUGUUUGGUGACGAGUGUGUUGGUGCCAUUGUCUGCAAGCUGGACAUCCACAGAAAAGUCAUAAAACGUGGAUACAUUGCAAUGUUAGCUGUCGAUGUAAAAUAUCGAAAGCAAAAGAUUGGAUCAAACCUGGUAAGAAGAGCGAUCCAGGCUAUGGUGGAAGAUAAUGCUGGUGAAGUAGUUUUAGAAACAGAAAUUACUAAUCGACCAGCAUUACGUUUGUACGAGAAUCUUGGUUUUGUACGUGAUAAACGAUUAUUUCGGUACUAUUUAAAUGGUGUAGAUGCUCUUCGAUUGAAAUUAUGGCUUAGAUGAAAUUCAUCUAUACCUUUAUAUCUUAAUAAAGAUCUAAUUAACUCUAUCAUGCUGAAGGGAUAUAACGUCAAUGUUCAGUAAUAUCCAAAAAUAAUGUAAUGUUAAUACCAAGGAGAUUAUUAUAUAUUGUAUGCGCAGAAAAACAUUUGUACCUGGAAAAAAAAUAAUUGGAUUGUAUAGCGCAUACGAUUUAACGUUAUAUUGAAUUGAUAUGAUUAAUUUAAUCAAUUUUUAUAUUGAAAUAUAUUUAUCAUAUUAUGUUGUACUACUACAUCAUAUCAUGAAUAUACUUCUUACUUAUAAUACAAAAACAAUAGAAUGAUAAAUUAUUCUAAUAUUCUAAAUAUAUAAUUAAUUGUUGAGUAUCAGGAUGUUCUCUUUGGUAUUAAUGUUUAUUGGAAUAAUAUAUAAAUGCAGCUUAAAAAUAUAACAAUGAGAAAGAAUAACGGGAAAAAAAAGAUAAAAAAUGUAAAACAAGUUUUGAAAGUAAUAUGUUCUUUUGUGCCUCUUUCAUGUUCUUUAAAUAUGAAAUCUGAUACAAUGCGGUAACAAAGAGAUUUGUGAAUUUAUGAUGAAAUAAGAUGAAGUUUUAAAAAGAUUAAGUUAAUUUGCUUAUAAAUAAUCAAUGUGAAUUUUUUAAGAUAUUGGUCGAAUUUUGUUGUAAUUACUGUGAUGGAAUAUGAAUCAAAUAAUAAUAUUAUUUGUUAUUUUAAAAAAUAUUUAAAAUAUUUUCGUACAUGUAUGUAUUUCUUUUUGUUAUAUUGGGUAAUUCUCUUAUUACAUAAGCAUUGAUUUAUUGUACGAUAAAAUGAAAUAUUUUGCAAAUAUUAAUUUUAAUAUAUUAUCUACAUAUUUGCAAUUACAUUUAAAUAUAAUAAAAAAUACGAAUAUAUAUAAAUGAAUGCAUAUACAAUAGAAUCUCGAUUAUUGCAACUUUAAUCAUUGCACGGAAACUAUAUUCAUUCCAAUAGUACAUAGUGAAGCAUGAUUUCAUGUAUUACAAUAAAAAAAUCAUUUUAUUAAUAUCAUUGUAAAAAUAAUUAAUUAUUGCGUUUGUUAUACGAACAUCGAAAUUUGCACUUAUUUUGUUAAUACGUAUUUCAUUUUAUCACAAUUGAGAUUCUACUAUAUAUACAACAUAUAUACAUAUAUAUGUAUAUAUAUAUAUAUAUAUAAACAUGAAAUAAAAAAAUAAAGAAAAAAAUAUAAAAUUUGCUAAAUGAAAAUAUCACGAAGAAAAUAUAUUUCACGUAAAAUAACAUAGAGCAGAUUUAUUGCUCUCUCUAAAUGUUACAGCUUUGUAUAAAAUAAAUGCGAGGCACAGAUCAUGACGUAACUAUUGAAAGAAAUGUAAAAAUGUUAAUAAAAAUACCUAAAUGUUUUUA